AUGGUUUUGCCCCUGGCUAGCAGCAACAUGGAGCUGCAGCCAGACAAUGGGCUCUAUGUCCGCAACAACACUGGCGACUGGAGGCUGAAGUCUGAAGAGCCGCGAAGCCGCAGAAACUCCAUCCCCCCAGCGAAGGCUCCAAUUGCCAAGCACAUGUUGGCUUACCUGCCUCGGCCCCCCACAGAAACAAGCCAAUAUGGGACCUUUCCUCAGAAGCCUGAAAUGAUAGCUGUUUCAAUGGGUCCUAUAGACAGGAGCCACCAGCAAACGGAAACUGCAGCCACCAAGAAAAGUGCCCUGACAUGCAACUACGUGUCGGUACCCUGCAGCUCAAACAUCCCCAAUGACAGGACAGUCCUUCUCCAGCGGAGGUUCAGCACCGCAGAGCAGGUUGUGCCUACCAAGCAUCGUCCCAGAGUCUCAAUCGAUACAGAUGAAUUGCCCAGAUACCACCGGACCUCCAGAACUGACCCGCCACCACCUUCUCUGUUGCGGGACUUCAAUGCCCGGCUUUAUCCCCAGCAUGCUUUCAGUGCGCCCAACAUCAUCAACUCGUCGCGGAACAAAACCCCAACCCGUAGCAUCAUUUCCGUGCCGUCCUCGGACAAAGGGCAGAGCCGGCGCUGUAAACUCAUAGACGAUGAUCGGCAGUUUGGCUGGGGUAACAAGCAGCAGCGGCAGCGCUACGUCACCAAGGUGGGUAAGUGCCAGGUGAACCUGGGCAACAUUCAGGAAAAGAAGAGGUUCCUCUCAGACAUCUUUACCACCAUUGUGGAUCUCAAGUACCGCUGGUUCCUCUUUGUCUUCAGCAUGUGUUACAUCAUCACCUGGGUGGUCUUUGGCAUCAUAUAUUACUUUGAUGCCUGGGUCCGAGAUGAUGUCAACCACAUAGGUGACCCCGAGUGGAAGGCUUGCAUCGAGAACAUUGAUAACUUCAUCUCUGCCUUACUGUUCUCUGUAGAAAGCCAGCGGACAAUUGGCUACGGAUCUCGGAUUGUGACGGCCAAUUGCUCAGAGGGGGUCAUCUUGCUAAUGGCCCAGUCCAUCAUUGGUUCUAUGAUAGAUGCCCUCAUGGUGGGCUGCAUGUUUGUCAAGAUCUCCAGACCCAAGAAGCGUGCCCAGACCUUAAUAUUCAGCAAGAAGUGUGUCAUCUCCCACCGGGAUGAGAAGCUUUGCCUCAUGUUCCGCAUCGGAGAUCUCCGGGACAGUCACAUGGUAGAUGCAAAGAUAAGAGCCAAGCUAAUCAAGUCCAGGCAAACAAAGGAGGGGGAGUUCAUCCCACUGGAGCAGUCAGAACUGAACCUGGGUUAUGACACAGGGGAGGACCGACUGUUCCUGGUGGAGCCACAGAUAAUUUGUCAUGUCAUCAAUGAGGUCAGCCCCUUCUGGGAGAUGUCUGCGGACACAUUGAAGAAGGAGCAGUUUGAAAUCAUCAUCAUCCUUGAAGGCAUUGUGGAAGCCACAGGAAUGACGUGUCAAGCCCGGACCUCCUACGUGGAGGACGAGAUCCUGUGGGGCCACCGCUUUGAGCCCUGCAUGACGUUGGAGAAAGGCGCUUUCCGUGUAGAUUACACCCGCUUUGAGAAGACCUUCGAAGUCCAGACGCCAGUGACUAGCGCACGGGAGAUGUAUGAACAGCGGGAGAUGGAAAACCAGGACCAGUCGACUCUCAGCUUGUACUGGGACCAUCUGCUGCACCCCUGUCUGUCGGCAGAGCUCAACAACGAUGGUCCCAGUGAGGAAGGCCUCUCCAAGCUGGGCUUCUCCAACAUCACAGAAGAGGAGAGAAGUACCGAAUUCAAAAACCCAGAGGCCAGUGUUUAA
Messenger RNA from Zootoca vivipara (common lizard), 1824 nucleotides. Its product is annotated as G protein-activated inward rectifier potassium channel 4-like. The record is from RefSeq and is a predicted model, not a curated record. Gene Ontology annotation, molecular function: inward rectifier potassium channel activity. Gene Ontology annotation, cellular component: plasma membrane. Gene Ontology annotation, biological process: potassium ion import across plasma membrane; regulation of monoatomic ion transmembrane transport. Lineage: Eukaryota; Metazoa; Chordata; Lepidosauria; Squamata; Lacertidae.